Micropterus dolomieu (smallmouth bass) is the source of this 1118-nucleotide messenger RNA. RefSeq lists its product as uncharacterized. The record is from RefSeq and is a predicted model, not a curated record. The coding region runs from base 20 to 946 and encodes 308 amino acids. Gene Ontology annotation, molecular function: transmembrane signaling receptor activity. Gene Ontology annotation, biological process: cell surface receptor signaling pathway. The transcript has 6 exons. NCBI's taxonomy places the organism in Eukaryota, Metazoa, Chordata, Actinopteri, Centrarchiformes, Centrarchidae.
GCCCCACUGUACCCAGCAAAUGUUUCCACAUUCAUCCAUUAAUGAAUAUUCCACAGACUUAAGAAACCAGAAGUUGUGUUUUUUUAUAUGUUCAGAGACACAAAGACAGACUCAUCAUCCGGACAACAUGAAGGCUCCGUCUGUCUCUCUGCUCCUCGGCCCGGCUGUGCUGCUGUUUGGACUGCCUGUGUCUGCAGUCUUUCUUAACGUCAGUCCAAACCAUCAGGUGUUCUUUAAAAGAGACUCUGUCUCUCUGAGUUGUGUUGAAGAUGGACAGACAGUGGAUGGAUGGACGGUGAAGAGGACAGCAGGAGGACUGACACAGACCUGUGGUGGAGGUCAACAAGACUUUGGGAGAUUGAAUGGUUCCUCCUGCAACAUCUCAACUCUCUUUCCAUCCGACAAUGGAGUUUACUGGUGUGAAAAUAGAGCUGGACAGAGGAGCGUCCAGGUCAGCAUCAGUGUAUCAGAUCGUUCUGUGAUCCUGGAGUUGCCCAAACAUCCUGUGACUGUAGGAAGUCAAGUCACUCUGCACUGUAAAACCAGAGAAAGUUACACACAAACAGUGUACUUCUUCAGGAAUGAGAGCUUCCUUGGCACUGGACAAACGGGAGAGUUUACCAUUAGUGAUGUCCAGCCGUCCCAUGAAGGUCUCUACUGGUGUUCUACUGGUCUGUUGUCAGGAUCGUUGAAGAGCUGGCUGAGUGUCAGAGAUCCAGAUCCAGAUUCUGCUAGUCCUCUGUCUGUGGUCAGGCUGCUCUGCCAUCUACUGGUCGUCUGUCCGUUCUGCAUUUCUACCAUCCUCGUGGUGUCUAUCUACUGCAGCAAGAGGACAGAAAACAAACCAUCCAUUUUCAUGGAGAUGGACCGCAGUGUUGAAGGCGGUCUGAGACUGGCUGAAGAGCAUGAUGUCGCUGCUGGUGUCACCACUGAGCACGCUUUAUGAACUGAAGAGGCUGUGCUGUUUGUGUCAUGUGUCAACAGGCUCGUGCUUUGCUGUCUGCUAACAUGCUCACAAUGACAAUGCUAACAUCUUUUGCAGGUAUAGAGGGCGCCAUGUUCACCAUCUUAGUUUAGUGAGUUAGCAUGCAAACAUUUGCAAAUUAACACUCAACACA